Molecule: messenger RNA, 381 nt
Organism: Owenia fusiformis
Lineage: Eukaryota; Metazoa; Annelida; Polychaeta; Sabellida; Oweniidae
Source: the annotation of a GenBank genome assembly
AAUGUAGAAUAUUACGGACCUGAAUUUGGUAACAUAAAGGACAGUGGUACAUCUCAUCUAUCAGUUCUUGGACCUGAUGGACUUGCAGUCUCAAUUACAAGUACUAUUAACUUAUUAUUUGGUGCUUACUGGGGUAAAUCAACUGGUAUCAUAUACAAUAAUAACAUGAACGAUUUCUCCAUACCAAAUACAAUAAAUUAUUUCGGUCUCCCCGCUUCCCCAGCUAAUUUCAUUCAACCUAAGAAGCGCCCUCUAUCGUCGAUGAACCCAACUAUCAUUACGGACAGUGGCGGGGAUGUUGUCUCUAUCAUUGGAUCAUCUGGUGGUUCAAAGAUUACUACAGCAACGGCAUAUAAUAUUAUUAGAAAUCUAUGGUUUGGA